AUGACGGAGCCCAAGAAAUACAGCCCCGCGAUAGAAGCCAGCCUGGCGCACUUCCGUAGCAUCCCGUGGGUCAACGACGUGCACCUCUCGGACAAUGCCUUCCAGAUCGUGGAUGGCAACCUGUCACGAGCAAUCACACAGCCUGGCAACGGGCACUCACUGACCGGCGAGACAUGGAACACAGAGAAAACCAUCGCGCAUCUAAUCACCAUGUACCGACCUGCGGCUCCAGACCGCGAAGCUGGCCAGAACUGCGGCGGUGGCGAGCUCCGCCGAAUCUACACGUUCGGCACGGGCUUGAACGCACACCCGAACCUGCUGCACGGGGGCGUCAUCGCGACGAUCUUGGACAGCGCGAUGGGGAACGUCAUUCACCAGGCACUGCGGCCCAGGGGUGCGACGUUCACGGUGUUGUUGAAUAUCACGUAUAAGAAGCCUGUGUCUACGCCGGGGACUGUGCUCGUGCGUUCUUCCGUCGUUCAGGUCGAGGGGAGGAAGAUUUGGGCUCGUGGAGCGGUAGAAGGUGGUGAUGGAGAGGUUCAUGCUACCGCUGAGGGGAUGUGGUUGAUGGCGAAGGCAAAUUUAUGA
Molecule: messenger RNA, 588 nt
Organism: Exophiala aquamarina CBS 119918
Lineage: Eukaryota; Fungi; Ascomycota; Eurotiomycetes; Chaetothyriales; Herpotrichiellaceae
Exons: 1
Coding region: 1-588 (195 amino acids)
Source: RefSeq, a predicted model, not a curated record